ACCCGUUUCUUACCUUCUACUGUUUAUCGUCUCCCUACGACGCUCAUCGGUUCUGGCCAUAGCUUCGUUUCCAGUCAGCAAGGGCGAUAUCCUUCCCUAGAAACGUUUUGCUGGGCGGUGGCUGCUUCGAUACAUUUCCAAUGGCUACGCAGGGUUCCAAAUGCUUCAACUGUGGUGGCGAAGGCCACUUUACACGUGAAUGCCCUUCGAACCGUUCGUCUGCGGCUCUUGGCGGUGGGAAUGGUGUUGGUAAUGCUACUACACCUGCACGCUAUUGGACGCCGCGGUGGAACUAUAAUGAGGAUACAGAGGAGAAGGAGUUCUUGCAUCAGCUCAUCCAAGAGAAGAGGGAGGAACAAGCGAAGAGGAGGGAGUUCGAGGAGAAGAGGAAGAUGAAUGAGAUGAUUAGAUUAGAGAUCGAGAGGAACUCGGAGGCGGUAGAAGCAAGGGUCAUGUCCAAAAUUGGGCGCCAACUUCUUGAGGCUCGCGAGGAGGCGAGGAGAGAAGAAGUUAGGUUCACCCGUACACCGGUGCCAGUUUACAGAGAUACGGGGGUCAAGGAGUACACGGAUAAAGGGCUGGAAGAGAUCGAGGAUGAGAUCGCAAAAUUGUAUGAAUUGCGGGAGAAGAAACGGAAGGGUAAGAUUCCAUUAGAGGAAGGGUCGCGGAAGCCUUUCAGACAGCCGAAUUUCCAACGAGAAGCAUCUGAUGAUUACGAAGCGGGGGAGUCCUCUCGAAUGGCUGAAGAGCGGUCAUGUACCAAGGUGUGUGCUGGCAGUGGUCCUGAGGGGGUGCUGGCGUUCGUGCUAGCGCAGCACCGGAUUCUUACCCCGAAGAGCAAGGAACAGUUGAAACAUGUCUGCCGAACUGAAGGGUUAACUUACACAACCAAAGGUCCUACUAUCGAGCGGAUCAUUGAAGCCAGGACGCAACUUGCUUAUGAGGGUUUUGUCUUCGCUCCUUCCCCUUGACCAGCGGUAAGUCAGGAAGAUGAGAGGACGCCGGGUAAGUGAUUGUCUGAUUUUUUCUGGUUACAAUUGUGGGCGAAUUUGAUCGUCUGCUUACGCCU
Messenger RNA from Chara braunii, 1069 nucleotides. Lineage: Eukaryota; Viridiplantae; Streptophyta; Charophyceae; Charales; Characeae. The record is from the annotation of a GenBank genome assembly.